Messenger RNA from Ceutorhynchus assimilis (cabbage seed weevil), 264 nucleotides. The record is from the annotation of a GenBank genome assembly. Lineage: Eukaryota; Metazoa; Arthropoda; Insecta; Coleoptera; Curculionidae.
AUGUACAAACUUUUUGUAUUCGUUACCAUCUUGGCUAUUGCCUUUGCUACUCCUGUUCCUGAAGCGAAAGCUGACCCUAAGCCUGAAGCAAAACCGGGACUCAUUGCUGCAGCUUACAGUGCUCCUCUUGUAGCCAGCCCAGUAGCCUAUUCUGCAGCCUACAGCGCCCCAUUGACUUACGCAGCAUCUCCUCUAGCUUACAGCGCUUACCCAGCUUAUUCUGCAUAUCCUGCAUAUGCUUCACCCUACGUAACUGUUUUAUAA